Pan troglodytes (chimpanzee) is the source of this 2699-nucleotide messenger RNA. Its product is annotated as MAM and LDL-receptor class A domain-containing protein 1-like. Lineage: Eukaryota; Metazoa; Chordata; Mammalia; Primates; Hominidae. The transcript is spliced from 12 exons. The record is from RefSeq and is a predicted model, not a curated record. Bases 1223 to 1708 code for a protein of 161 amino acids. Gene Ontology annotation, cellular component: membrane.
CCCAGGAGGCAAUGCGCAGGGGAGCACGGGUAAGAGGGCAGGUGUUAGAAUCGCUGGAAAGGCGGGCGCCCUUUGUCUCAAGACCAUUGGCUAUUGGAGGGGCGGUACAUGGGAGUCCACUGGCCAAUGGGAAGCACGGAAGGGGCAACGCGGGUAAAGCUACGUGGUCACCUUGGAUACCAAGCACGCGACUUCUUGUUUGGAGAGGGUGGAGCUUUGGAGUGAGACCCAGGACGCCAAAUCCCAAAGAGAAAAAUAGGAGCCUAAAUAAGGAUCAGGACCAAGGGAAGGGUUACCAACAAUCAACGUGAGAAUAACCUUUGAAUAUUUUCAAGCAUUAAGAUUUGUUUAUACAGCUGCACAAUUAGACAACCAACACUCUUGGGUCUUUACCUCUCAGCAUACACCUGAUUAUUAACUUAAAGAUGGAAUUUUACUGUGUCAAGAAGCAUUGAAUGCUGAGCGGGAGCUAUGUCAUCCAGAUACAGAUCUCUGCAGAUUUGAUGCUACAGAUGAAGAGUUGAGAUUGUGUCAGGCCUGUGGGUUUGAAUUUGACAUGUGUGAGUGGACGUCAGAAGCAUCUGCUGGCCAAAUUUCCUGGAUGCGCACAAAAGCGAGAGAGAUCCCUGCAUUUGAAUCCACACCUCAGCAGGAUCAAGGAGGUGAUGAUGAAGGUUAUUAUGUAUGGGUAGGCGCUAAGCAUGCUUUCACUCUUAACCAUUUAGACAGCAGGGCUUACCUAAAUAGCUGUGUGUGUCAUUGCCUGGGCAAGAGCUGUCAUCUUCAAUUCUAUUAUGCAAUGGAAAGCAGUGUCCUGAGAGUAAGACUGUAUAAUAAUGAGGAAGAAGAAAUAUUUUGGACAUACAACAUAUCAACUCACAGCCAAUGGGUGAAAGCAGAUGUGUUAAUACCAGAAGAUCUGAAGACAUUUAAGAUUAUUUUUGAAGGGACUCUUUAGAGCCAGAGAAGUUUUAUUGCCCUUGAUCACCUCUGGGUCUAUGCCUGUGGACAGACCCAAUCCAGAAAGCUUUGCUCUGCAGACGAAUUCCCUUGCACUAGUGGCCAGUGCAUCGCCAAAGAAUCUGUCUGUGACUCUCGGCAGGACUGCUCCGAUGAGAGUGAUGAAGACCCAGCAACUUGCUCAAAGCAUCUCACCUGUGACUUUGAGUCGGGUUUCUGCGGUUGGGAGCCAUUUCUCACAGAAGAUUCACACUGGAAGCUGAUGAAAGGAUUGAAUAAUGGAGAGCACCACUUUCCUGCAGCUGAUCACACAGCAAACAUAAAUCAUGGAUCGUUUAUUUAUUUGGAGGCACAGCGCUCCCCCGGGGUGGCCAAGCUUGGAAGUCCUGUUCUUACAAAAUUGCUCACUGCCUCUACCCCAUGUCAGAUGCAGUUUUGGUAUCAUUUGUCUCAACAUUCAAAUCUCUCAGUUUUUACAAGAACGUCUCUAGAUGGAAACUUGCAAAAGCAAGGCAAAAUAAUCAGAUUCUCCGAAUCUCAGUGGAGCCACGCAAAAAUUGAUCUCAUUGCAGAAGCGGGAGAAUCUACUCUACCUUUUCAGUUAAUUUUGGAAGCUACUGUUUUGUCAUCAAAUGCUACCGUUGCUCUAGAUGACAUCAGUGUGUCCCAGGAAUGUGAAAUUUCCUAUAAAUCACUACCAAGGACCAGUACACAAAGCAAGUGGAGAGAGCCUGUUUUACGCUCUUAAUCUCAAUUUUGAAGCCAGAUUUGUGCCUGGUGAGGAUGCCGGUUGUAUUUCAUCCAGGAAGAUACGCGAUUUUCCAACUGAGUGCCCAAAGGGAGCACAUGAAACUAAUUGCUGUGAGUGCAUUACUGACUCCUUCAGCAGAUAUUUAUAUGUACAUAUUUACUCUCUGAACGUAAAGUGCACACGACUCAAGUGAGCAUUGUAUGAUGAAGACAGUCAGAACAGAGACCUCUGCAUGAUGGAAAUGACUUGCCGGUGAGAACAAACCAGAUUCUCUUUAAACUAGAGGCGAUGAAUGAAAACGUCCUGCUAACUUUCAGUUUUGCCCUGUUGGAGAAUAACAUUUGAAAUAUAUGCAGGAUAACGCUCAAAACACAAGAGCAAGGAUGUAUCUAGCCAGUCGUAGAAAAAUAAGUAACACAUGACACCACUUAUAUGAGGUAUCCAUGUAGUCAUAUUUGUAGAAUCAGAGUAAAAUUGUGGUAACCAGGUUCUGGGAGGAGAGGAAGUGGAAAAUUACUAAUCAACAGGCAUACAUUUUCAGUCAAACAAGAUGAAUAAGCUCUAGACAUCUGCUGUAUAACAUGGUAUCUAAAGUCAAUGACAAUGUAUUGUACACUUAAAAAUGUGUUGUGGGGGUAGAUCUGGCUGGAUGCAGUGGCUCAAGCCUGUAAUCCCAGCACUUUGGGAGGCUGAGGCAGGUGGAUCACUUGAGGCCAGGAGUUCAAGACCAGCCUGGCCAACAUCACAAAACCCCAUCUCUACUAAAAAUAUAAAAAUUAUCAGGGCAUGGUGGCACACACCUGUAAUCCCAGCUACUCAGGAGGUGCAGGUUGCAAUGAGCUGAGAUCACACCACUGCAUUACAGCCUGGGUGACAGAGAGAGACCCUGUCUGCCACCCCCCCAUAAAAAAGAGGGUAGAUCUUAUAUUUUCUUAUCACAAUAUAUGUAUUAUAAACAUUUAUUUAUUAAAUUAUUUUUAACAUCAUA